Cladocopium goreaui is the source of this 3759-nucleotide messenger RNA. The record is from the annotation of a GenBank genome assembly. NCBI's taxonomy places the organism in Eukaryota, Dinophyceae, Suessiales, Symbiodiniaceae.
AUGCUGGGCGGAAUUUCCCAAGACCCCGCGGCAAAGAAUCUUCACAACUGGCAUCAAGUGUUGAAAGUUGAUCGGAAAAAACAAGUCCUUUUCAUGCACCGAGUUUUGCUGCUUCACGACAUAGCGUCUAAGAAGGGGGGGCCAGGGAGAGCAAGCUCCAAUCGACUUAGUUUGGAGAACUGGGUCCUGGAAUGUGAUAGAGCCUGUUUGGUGGGUCACAUCUUGCAAGACUUGGCAAGUGCAUGUGAUCCUAUGGGUGCUGCCGCUGUAACGGAAGAGACCAUUGAUUCCAUUGCUCUUCGUGCUGUGGAAGGGGACUUUGUGACAGAAGCUGAUGAGGCACUGGCCUGCAUGGAGCCUACAUGGACAUCAGAGAGCUCUUCCAUCUUUAAGGAUCACAUGCCGAAACCAAUUGACACAACACAGGACAAACUUGCAGAGGCUGAUGAAAAGGUGUCCAUUCUCACCAUGGAUGCUAGGAAGGCUCAGUUUGAGGCUGACACACUUGCCCUUGCACGUGACAUUGCGCAAAUUGGCGCUAUCUACAAAGAGGUGACCAAGUCAGAGAACGCACGCAGACUAGAGAAAGUUGUCCAUUUGCGGGCACAAAACGUCAUAGGUGCUUCAAUUGUUUCUGACUUUAUGGCGGACAAUUUGGCAGUUGUGUCUGGGGUGAUCAAGGAUCAAAUGGCAUCGAUUGACAGGUUUCUCAUGCGCUACCCGGAGUUGCCCACGAUCGUAUGGUGUGACAUGAUGAAAUGUGGUCGAACUACAAUGUCCGAGAUUGAUGAGAUGGUAACAUUGAUGGCCCAUGUCCUUCACAAACGGCCCAAAGGUGUGGGCAUCCUCAUCGCGCCGUUCCUUGUGUCGGAGAAGCAAGCUGGCUACCGAGGGCAGAGCUGGGAGGACAAGAUGGAUGCGAAAGGGUUGGUUAGUGAGGCGGUGGCAAUCCGCUGUUCCCCACCGCCCGCAAGGUCUGACAAAUACCUGGAGGAGAACCCCUUCCGAGGAUGCCAAUUGCUGCUUGACAGGGCCACUCGUCAGGAUGUCCCUUGGCAAAUGGAAGCCAACUACAUCGUGCCCAGUGCUGAGAAAGACGGUAUACCACAUGCAUCGGAAGGAAUGAGGAGUUUGAGUGAUGUUCAAGAAGCAGCUCAAUUCUUGGCCGGUGACCAAUUGCCAGUGAUUUUGAUUUCAGGUCUCCUCUCCAAAUCCAAACUUGAGAGUGUCACAACCUUGGGACUCAUCAACUUGACCCCAUAUGAUUCUUGGUUGGAGAAGGUGGCCAAACGUGGCUUGGACACUGUGGGUUUCAAAAGUUUGAGUUUGACGAAGAACUUGAACACGGCACUUUUUGUGGAAAAGACCAUGGCACUGGAGCUUCUCCAGGACUGGAAGCAUGGGAGCACAAGCCGGUUUGGCAAUGUGCGAGCCUAUGAACCAAUGCCGCCACCCCCACCAGCUGGUCAGCGAGAAGGCUUCGACCCUGCCCUCUUCCCCUUGAAGAUUGUGAAGCUAGAUUUUGAUCUCAACCCUUCCAAACGUGGUUGGGACAAGUUUAAACUCAGCUUACCACCAGCGGUACGGAGUCGGCACUUAGAGGAUCCCGUGUAUGGGCCCGAUUGGGCUGAGCUUCUUCGAGACUUUGAUGACAAGCCCAUUGGUCAUGACUUGUAUGGAAAACGUCAGGUUGCUGAGCUUCAGGCUGCGCUCAUUGCGAAGCAAGAGCAAGAAGCUGAAGCCAAGCAGGAGAAGGUUGUGCCCUGGGAGGAGCCAACGACCCUAGAGACUCUUCAAGACCAAUACAUCGUUGAGAGCAAGUUCAGUGCCAGGUCCCACUGCACAACGUUGAUUCUUGUGGGUGCAAAGAAGCGUGAUGGUUCAGUGAAUCAGGUUGUGCCAGGGCAAAAGUACAAGCUUUUCAUAGCAGCCCAUGCCGCUUGUGUCCUCCCCGCCACAGACUACCAGCUUGCCCAUGGGGCCUCGAAAUUCGUGAAGCCAGAAAGAGUUCAAGUUCUCCAGCGACAGGAGAAAGAAGGCAUCCCUGACGAGUUUGGGGUAAAGAUGAAAGACUUCGUGCCGGAUCCACUUGGAAAAGAGCUCUGUCAAGACUAUGAGGCCAUGGUCGAUGCCAGCCCUGCUGCCGCUGUCCCUGCUUUGAGGAGCCCACAGCUAUCAGCCCAGAAGGAGGAAAGCAAGGCCAAUUUACCUUGGUCACUGUCCAUGCUGAAUCAGCCGGAAACCAAUCCAAUCGCCAAGAAAAUCAAUGUUCCAGAUCGAAGGUCAGCACUAGCUGAAGAACACGUCGCACCAAAGAGUCUCCGUGUCCAGUUUGCUGAGUCUGCUACGACUAUAGCAGCCGAGCCAGCACAUAGUGAGACUACAGAGUCAGUGCUCAAGACUGUUGAAUCUUCAGCUCCAGCCCCGGAACCCAGUGAGAAAAGUGAUGAAGGUGUGAAGGCCCCAAAGAAUGGAAAAACGGAGCUUGCAAUCGUCAUGCCAGCCCAGGGGGAAGCCGGGCCACCACCUAGCACGCUGAUGCCGAUGACUGUUGCAAGCACCAAUGCCAACAACGACCCAGAUAUGAGCAAACAAAAGAGGGAAGAUCUUAGCAAGCGGCUUGAGGCUGCAAAGCAGAAAGCCAAGCCCGAAAGGAAGAACGCAGCCAAGGGAAAGGCAAAGGCAAAGGCCAAAAUGGCCACCAAGAGCAAAGCAAAAAAACCAGUCGAAGAGGAGGACGAUGAGAACCCAUUGGAGCCUGAAUCCAAUGUGUCGGAGGAAGAAAGCAAUGGAAAGUCAGCUGACGAACAGGUGGAGGAUGUGACAACCCAAGAGAAGAACCCUCCUGCUCCUGCUGAAGCAGUUCCGCCCACUGCAGCAGUUCCGCCCGUUGCACCACAGUCGUUAUUGGCUCAUGCCGUCCAGAAAGCAGUUCAUGGAAAAAACAAUGCAAACGCAUCCCCAGAAAACACAGCCAAAGCCAAGCCAGAUGUAAAGAAAAGGGGUCGAGAACCUAAGGCAAAGCAGCCUACCAGCAAGAAAGCCAAGAAGGAAGCAGAGGAAGAUCAGCAGGAGGAAGCUGACGACAGCAACACAGUGCCUGCCAAGCCUGCUGUGGCUCGUCCCAAGCGCAAGCCACCAGCCGCAAAGCAGACAAAGGAGCAGAAGCCAAGUAAGGGAUCCAAGGGUUCAAAAGCUGACAAGAGUGAGGAAAGCCCCAAAGGGGAGGAAGAGAUCCACACCGAGAAAGAACCGUCGAAGACGGAUGAUAGUCAGGAAGCUGCUGAGAUUAGCAAAGAGACCAAGCAGGAAAAGAACACCAAGAAGGGUAAGGCCAAAAAGGCUGAGAAAGCAAAGGAUGACCAAGAAGAGGAGAAGAAGGAGCCAAAGAAGAGCGGGGCUCUUGGACGUGUGGGGAUGAGGGAUGUGUAUUGGAAGCACAUCGCGGAGUCCAAAAAAAGGUUGACGGAUGAAAAUCCCACCAAGAGCAAGUAUGAGAUCUUGGGUAUGGCCCGGGCCGAGUGGCAGACCCACCCGGAGCGUGUGAACAACAUGAAGAAUUUGCCACCUUCGGAGCUGUCCCGCCGACGUUUGGUUCCGUCCAAGCGACAGCGCAAGGUGCCCAAAGAUGAAGAAAUUGCCGAGGACGCCGAGGGUCCUGCCGACGAAGGACAUAUCGCUUCUGAUGCUCUCAAUGACUUCCCCCCCCAGAAAGUGGAUGAUGACGUCACUGAUGGUGAACCUGCUGAGUCUGAGUGA